AUGUAAUAGUUCGAAUUAUAACGGUAUUUGUUGUUUUUGCUUUACAUAUCUUCGUUUUAUCAAGACUGCUUAUAGUUUAUAAUAAAAACAAGAAAAAUGCCAAGUGAAAUAAUUACCUUACAAUUGGGGCAAUGUGGAAAUCAAAUUGGUUUCGAAUUUUGGAAACGUCUGUGUCUGGAACAUGGCAUUUCGCCGACCGGCAUGUUGGAGGAGUUCACCACCGACGGUUUGGAUCGUAAGGAUGUGUUUUUCUAUCAGGCCGAUGAUAAUCACUAUAUACCCAGAGCUGUGCUACUGGAUUUGGAGCCACGUGUUAUACACACAAUUAUGACUUCCACAUAUGCUAAGCUUUACAAUCCCGAAAAUGUGUACCUAUCCAAACAUGGUGGUGGUGCUGGCAAUAACUGGGCCUCCGGCUUUAGCCAGGGUGAAAAGCUACAAGAGGAGGUGUUUGACAUUAUUGAUCGUGAGGCAGAUGGCAGUGACUCCUUGGAGGGUUUUGUCUUGUGCCAUUCGAUUGCCGGCGGAACUGGCUCCGGAAUGGGUUCUUAUAUGUUGGAACGUUUAUCCGAUCGUUUCCCAAAGAAAUUACUACAAACCUAUAGUGUAUUUCCCAAUCAGGAUGAGAUAAGUGAUGUUGUCGUUCAGCCAUAUAAUUCAUUGUUGACACUGAAACGUUUAACCAAUUGUGCUGAUUGUGUUGUGGUAUUGGAUAAUACCGCCUUGAAUCGUAUUGCCUCGGAUCGUUUGCAUAUUGAAAAUCCAACAUUUACCCAGAUCAAUACAUUGGUAUCGACGAUAAUGUCGGUUAGUACUACGACGCUGCGUUAUCCGUCGUAUAUGAACAACAAUUUGAUAGGUUUAACGGCACCCUUGAUUCCAACGCCUCAGCUGCAUUUUCUGAUGACCGGCUAUACACCGUUGACAACGGAUAAUGAUACCAAUGUCAAUGUGCGCAAAACCACAGUCCUGGAUGUCAUGCGUCGCCUGCUGCAACCCAAAAAUAUGAUGGUCUCCUCGGGACCGGAUAAAACCAAUCAUCAUUGUUAUAUAUCCAUAUUGAAUAUUAUACAGGGUGAAGUUGAUCCCACCCAAGUCCACAAGUCGCUGCAACGCAUACGAGAACGUAAACUGGCCCAGUUUAUACCCUGGGGACCGGCCAGUAUCCAGGUGGCAUUGUCACGCAGUUCACCCUAUGUCCAAUCGAAUCAUAAAGUCUCCGGAUUAAUGAUGGCAAAUCAUACGGGUAUAACAUCGCUGUUUAAUCGUGCCCUAGCCCAGUAUGAUAAGUUACGUAAACGCGGUGCCUUUUUGGAUCAAUUCCGUCGUGAAGAUAUGUUCAAGGAUGAUCUAUCGGAAUUGGAUAAUUCCCGGGAUGUUAUCGACUGUUUGGCCCAGGAAUAUGAGGCGGCCACACAGAGUAAUUAUCUGCAAUGGGUGCCCAGGAAUCGUGGAGAAUAGGAGGAGAGAGAUAAUUUGUUGUCGUUUUAAAUCGAAUUGUAAUGAAAGUUAUUUUAAGUUCCUUAUGGUCACCAUGCAAGCAUGAGACAUUCAUAAAAUUCCUGCCAAGAAAAUAUGAAAUUUUUCAGAAUUGGAAAAAUAUUACCAUCUGAACAUUUUUCAAAAUUAAAACCUUAAAACUUAAAUCAGAAAAAAGGUCCUUUUACUAGAGGGGUUCAUAAGAGAGUUUUUACCAGAAGUUUAUGUUAAUUUUCAUAACCA
Messenger RNA from Musca domestica (house fly), 1722 nucleotides. RefSeq names its product tubulin gamma-1 chain. The transcript has 5 exons. Lineage: Eukaryota; Metazoa; Arthropoda; Insecta; Diptera; Muscidae. Gene Ontology annotation, molecular function: GTP binding; structural constituent of cytoskeleton. The coding region runs from base 97 to 1461 and encodes 454 amino acids. The record is from RefSeq and is a predicted model, not a curated record. Gene Ontology annotation, biological process: cytoplasmic microtubule organization; microtubule nucleation; mitotic cell cycle. Gene Ontology annotation, cellular component: microtubule; cytoplasm; spindle.